CAUGUGUUACAACCACUGGUGAAAAUAACGUGUGUGCUGUCCUUUGCCAGCUACGUUCUCACAAUAAAAUAAAAAUACAAACUUAAAGCAUUGCCUCGACAAUAGCAUCACAUACAUUGGUUCAACUAAAGUAAACUAAGUUGUAUCAUUGUUUUAAGGAAGUAUUCAUCAUGAACCGAAGAUGAUGCCAACCAUUUAACCUACUGCAAUUUGAUCUGCUCUGUCCUUUCUCACAGAACCCUUAUGUUUGGUCCAGUGCCGUGUAGAUUACCAGGAGGCUUCAAAACGUGCAUCCUCCGACCAGUAGCCAGGGUUUUCACCAGCAGCGCCAGAAUGGCCAAGAGCAAGUUCGAGUACGUCCGUAACUUCGAGGCAGAUGACACCUGUCUGAAAAACUGUUACAUCGUGGUGCGGUUGGAUGGGAGGAACUUCCACAAGUUUGCAGAGCAGCACAACUUCCUGAAGCCCAACGACGACAGAGCUCUGGGUCUGAUGACGCGCAGCGCCAGGUCUGUCAUGGAGGACCUGGAUGACAUCACCAUCUCAUACGGACAGAGUGACGAGUUCAGCUUCGUCUUCAAGAGGACCUCCAACUGGUUCAAGAGAAGAGCCAGUAAGCUGAUGACCCAUGUAGCGUCCCAGUUCUCCUCUUCCUAUGUGUUCUACUGGAGGGACUACUUCGGAGACCAGCCCCUCCUCUACCCCCCGGGGUUUGACGGGCGGGUGGUUCUGUAUCCUAGCAACCGCAACCUCCGAGACUACAUCAGCUGGAGGCAGGCUGACUGUCACGUCAACAACCUGUAUAACACAGUGUUUUGGACAUUGGUGCAGAAAGGUGGACUCACCACUACACAGGCAGAGGACAGGCUAAAGGGAACUUUGGCAGCAGAUAAGAAUGAGAUCAUGUUUUCUGAGUUUGAUAUCAAUUACAACAAGGAGCCUCUGGUCCACAGGAAAGGAACUGCCCUCAUCUGGGAGAAGCUGGAAGAAACAGUGACCAAGAGUGUGAAGCUCCCCAACGAGGCGGAGGAGGAGGUGCUAGUGACACGCACCAGGAGGCGUGUCAGUGCCCACCACUGUGACGUCAUAGGGGACCAGUUCUGGGAGGAACACCCCAACAUUCUAGAAGACGACAACUGCUGAGCUGACGGGGAAACAUAACUUUUCCUAGUGGAGCAGAAAACAGCACAGACACUGGCCCUCUGUGGAUAACGUUGAGUUCGUCGUACUCCCAAAUGCUCCUGCUGUGGGAUGGAGAGGGUUGAGAGCUGUUAUGGACUCUGUAUGGACAGAUACUGUUAAUCACUAACUCUUGAUUGGAACAAACUGUUGGCGGUGGCAGUAAAACAAGGUCUUUCAUAACUCAAAACACCAUCAUGCUCUUUGCUCAUGUACUGUAUUCAAAUAUUUUACUGUGAUUAAAUACGGUCUGUCUUUUUAUGUCUGGAACCAUUAAACCAAGAGAGUACUGUUGAU
Molecule: messenger RNA, 1476 nt
Organism: Coregonus clupeaformis (lake whitefish)
Lineage: Eukaryota; Metazoa; Chordata; Actinopteri; Salmoniformes; Salmonidae
Gene: thg1l
Product: tRNA-histidine guanylyltransferase 1-like
Exons: 7
Coding region: 244-1143 (299 amino acids)
Biological process (GO): tRNA modification
Molecular function (GO): magnesium ion binding; tRNA guanylyltransferase activity
Source: RefSeq, a predicted model, not a curated record